This is a messenger RNA of Mya arenaria, 1542 nucleotides long. RefSeq names its product leucine-rich repeat-containing protein 4B-like. The coding region runs from base 1 to 1542 and encodes 513 amino acids. Lineage: Eukaryota; Metazoa; Mollusca; Bivalvia; Myida; Myidae. The transcript has a single exon. Gene Ontology annotation, molecular function: protein binding. The record is from RefSeq and is a predicted model, not a curated record.
AUGAAUAGUUUCGGAUGCAGUUUCGGAUGCUGUUUAGUGUUUUCGGUGGUAUUUCUUGGACAAGUUUCGACUUUGCCAACCGGUUGUAAACAGAAACCAAAUCAGAUAGGACAAUAUACCCUGAAAUGCGAGGGCUUGUCUCUAACCAGCGUUCCAACGGGUCUGGGACCAUUAAGCUUCAUAUACCUGUCAGGGAGCUCCGAUCAUAAGAACAAUAUUACGGCCUUACGGUCCGGCAAUUUUGACGGCGCCACUAAGCUCUUCUCCCUCGAGAUUUCCUGGAGCCAGAUACAGACCGUUGGUACUGGCACAUUUGCUGGACUUGGUGAGCUACACAAUCUAAACCUGGCUAACAACAACAUUCGGAGACUCACAGCCAACACAUUUAAAGGAUUGUCAAAGCUAAGGUCUCUCGACCUAUCUGGGAACAAGGAUUGCGAGUUUGACCGUACGAUGUUCACAAAUAUUGCUAUUUUAGAGGAACUCAACCUAGGUGACAUGAAUCUAAGGAAAAUAGACAACAGUUUGUUUUCUGGUUUGAGGCACUUGAAAGUUCUAAAACUUCAAAUGAAUAACAUCAAGAAAAUCCAUCAAAAUGUUAUCCUCAACAUUCCUUCUUUGCAAACCCUGGACAUGAACGGAAAUAAACUUCGAGGCAUACCAGAGGAGCUGAAAUCAAAAUUGAAAGCAAUGACACAAAUUCACAUCUCCGAGAAUCCCCUUCAGUGUAACUGCCAGCUGCUUUGGCUUCGUGAACUAGCUGAGCGAUUCUAUUACAGCAAAACUGAUGCGAGCGACAUCAUCUGUAACGGCCCUGCCAGGCUGAAAUAUUCAUCGUUUGUCAACGUGCCCAAGUCUGAAUUUGUUUGCAUUCCUCCCAAAAUUGUGAGAUGCCAACAGGAGACGUAUUCGCUACCCGAGCAUCAACGGCUAACGAUUGAGUGCGAGUUUGAGGGAGACCCUGAACCAAGUGGGAUCAAGUGGAGAAGACCUGACGGCCAGCUGAUGGAUGGACGAGGAACGAAUCAUGGACAAUACGAAAUAACGGAAAAUGGCACGCUGAUCAUUCGUUCGGUGAACACUAUUGAUGAUGGCUCAUGGACUGUCACAGCGUACAACAAGACGGCCUCGGAUGACCUCGCGGUCUCUGUCCACGUGAACCUGUCUACGACACCAACCGAAACUAAGCCGACAAGACACUCAACACCCACAGCGAUUACUAAAACUGUUACUGAUAGUAUCUCUACCAGUGCCCUUACGAGGUCUGGUACCAUUCGUCAGGUAUCAAAUACGACAAUUCAGACAACGACAACAACAUCAAAGCCGUUUUUGAAAACCGUCGAUCCUAGUCCUGAAGAGCACGUCGCAAGAGACGAUGGACUUUCGGUCUGGGUCGUAGCGGGCGCGGCUACUUGUACCACUUUAGCUGUUGGCGGACUUGGCGCUGUCGUUUGGUGCCUAGUGAAAAGAUCGAAGAAAGUAGUUCCGUCAACUGAAUGCUUAAGACAUUCUAAUCCUAAAAAAAUAGUGGUGUACUUAUAA